Messenger RNA from Lolium rigidum, 1267 nucleotides. RefSeq names its product protein QUIRKY-like. The transcript has a single exon. The record is from RefSeq and is a predicted model, not a curated record. Bases 80 to 799 code for a protein of 239 amino acids. Lineage: Eukaryota; Viridiplantae; Streptophyta; Magnoliopsida; Poales; Poaceae.
CCCAUGCCUCCUGAGCUAGACUAGACGACUUUGAUUCGAUCCAUACGAUCGAUCGCCGGCACGGCCGCGCGCAUGCUGGAUGGCGACGGUGAGGAAGCUGGUGGUGGAGGUGGUGGAGGCGCGGAACCUGCUGCCCAAGGACGGGACGGGGACGUCCAGCCCGUACGCGCGCGCCGACUUCGACGGGCAGCGCCGCAAGACGCGCACCGUGCCGCGGGACCUCAACCCGGCAUGGAGCGAGCCGCUCGAGUUCAACUUCUCGGGCCCCGGAUCCGGCGGCGUCGACCCCUUCGCCGGCGAGCCGCUCGAGAUCGCCGUGUUCCACGACGUGCGCAUGGGGCCCAGCCGCCGCAACAACUUCCUCGGACGCGUCCGCCUCGACGCGCGCCAGUUCGUGCGCAAGGGCGAGGAGGCGCUCAUCUACUUCCCGCUCGAGAAGAAGAGCUUCUUUUGCAGGGUCCGCGGCGACAUCGGCCUCAAGGUCUACUACCUCGACGAGCCCCUCGCGCCGCCGGAGCCUGAACCGACUACCAACGAUCCUCCUGCAGCCGAGGCAGAGGCGGCCAAAGAUGUGCCGGCGCCUGCGGACCCACCUCCGGUGCAGACAGAGGAGCCGAGCCCACCGGCAGAGGUGCCAGCAGCAGAGGCAGGAGGAGCACCACAGGGAGCUGGUGACGAAGCCAGCACAGAGAAGCCACCGGAAGCUGGCACGGCAGCGCCGACUCCGGCCACGGAAGAUGCACCUGUAAUGAGUUCGGAAGCGGUGCCAGCUGCGGACGGAGCGGCGUCCGAGAGUUAACACUCAAGAAGGCAAGCGUCUGCUAUGAGCAUGUGAGAGAUUCAACUAAGGAAGUGAUGUACUAUGAUCGUUAAUGUUAAUAUAUCUGUUAUGUUCAAAAAAAAACUAAGGAAGUGAAGAAAAGUGAGCAAAAGUUUAUAGCCUGAGAAAAAGUGAGCACAACUAAGAAACAAGGGGCAGAGAAUUAAAUAUCCCAAUAAAAAUAGUAAAGUAAAAAAGCAAAAAACUAUUUUCGGAGAAAGCCCGCUCAUUUAUGCAUGAAAAAAAAAGACAAUAUUGGGUGUUCACUUAUGUGAGUCAAGUGUUCCCGAGAGCGACAUGAAUUUUAAGCAUAUGAUUCUCAUAUGAAUAUAACGAGCAUUUUGUCAAGUUUGAUUCCUAUAUUGGACGGAGCCUAAGAUAGGUGCAACCAUAUACAUGGGAAAAUACACACCUAGUGAUUGAUCCUAAGAAUAUUUUCAUGAGGAA